Messenger RNA from Fusarium poae, 498 nucleotides. RefSeq lists its product as uncharacterized. NCBI's taxonomy places the organism in Eukaryota, Fungi, Ascomycota, Sordariomycetes, Hypocreales, Nectriaceae. The transcript has 2 exons. Gene Ontology annotation, molecular function: protein dimerization activity. The record is from RefSeq and is a predicted model, not a curated record. The coding region runs from base 1 to 498 and encodes 165 amino acids.
AUGUCAUCAGCCUCGCCCGCUCCCUUGUCAUCGGAGCCUUCUGAUGAGCUCUUGGGGCCUGCUUCGCCUGGUUCUCCCGUUCCCGCGAAGCGCAUAUUAGAUCGCUGGAGGCAGAAGGGCUCACAGGUUGGGAUUGGACAACAAACGGCCUUACAGUGGUGGCUGGAACCGACCCAGCGAGAGAAUUUCCCCCUCCUCUGCCGUAUGGCUAUUGACAUAUUCUGCAUCCCCCCCAUGUCUACGGAAGCAGAGCGAAUCUUCUCAGGCGCAAGACAGCAGGUUAGAUGGGAUAGAAGUAGGAUGUCUGCCAAAAUGGUAGAGGCAUGUGAGUGCAUUAAAAGUUGGAUAAGUGUUCCAAAGGGAAAGAGCAGGCCGCUCCUUGCAGGGGUGUUUAGAGAAGCGGAGGAUAUCGACGCGGCUGUAAGGAUACUCCAAGAAGAUAUAGAGAUGAGUAAGGGGGCAGAAAGUGAUGGCGAGCCUAGGGAAUUGGUAGUGUAG